CAUCGACUUAUCAAGUAACUCCAUUGCACAUUCUCAAUCUCUUCAAACCCACCAAACUUGCCGAACGUAUCCGGCGCAUCCCAUCUCUUUCAACUCUGCUGUUUUAGCAAUCACACCAACAUCAUGGGCAACUCCUCAACUUCCGUCUCUCCUCUCACACCCAGCGAGUCAUCAUCCAAACGGGUCACCGGCUCCAACUGGGGCGACCUCCAUCCCAUCGGCAAUCCCGCCACAGCGGCCUGGACACUCUGCAUCUCGAGCACAGACACCGCCAAGCUCCUGUUCGGCUACCAGCCGACGUCGAUGGAAGAUCAUUGGAUGUGUCGUUCGGACGGACCAGAUGCGCAGGGCGCUAUGGUGGUCCAUGUGUACCGGAGUUGGACCGGCCACGAGCAGUUUCAAAUCAGGGCAUCGACCCGAGCAGUUUCGGAUGGGCCCGGGCCCGUGGCGGAGGGGGCUGACUACGGGGCGGACAUUACGGAGAUUAUGUGGGAUCAGGGUAGCGGUCCCGUACAGGUUGGAGAGGAGGAGGCCAAGGACUUGGUGAUGAUGGUUUUUAGAAGGGUCAUGGGGUGCAAACUUGAGCAGGCGCCUUAGAUGGACAAAAGACUAUUGGGAUUUGGCAUGCAUCUGCUCUCGCAAAUAAGAUAUGAAUCAGGGGCCCUCUUUCACAUAGACCUCUUCUAAUCACUUUUCGCCC
This is a messenger RNA of Colletotrichum godetiae, 700 nucleotides long. RefSeq lists its product as uncharacterized. The transcript has a single exon. The record is from RefSeq and is a predicted model, not a curated record. Bases 124 to 597 code for a protein of 157 amino acids. NCBI's taxonomy places the organism in Eukaryota, Fungi, Ascomycota, Sordariomycetes, Glomerellales, Glomerellaceae.